GCGAUUGCACAUUUUUGACCCCAAUCGCGAACCGUAAACUGUCCCUCCCGAGCCUCCGUAGUGUCAAACCGGCGCAUAGGCUGGAUGUUCAAAUAACUCGUGUCCACUGAUUCAAACAGAGAAUUAGAGAAGCCUCUCACAGCGAGAGAACCAUCGACAUGUCUGUUCAAACGACGAACCCCAACAACCCCAUCGUGUUCUUCGACAUCACCAUCGGAGGGCAGGAUGUUGGACGGAUGAAGAUCGAGCUGUUUGCUGAUGUGGUUCCAAAGACAGCAGAGAAUUUCAGGCAGUUCUGCACUGGAGAAUUCAGGAAGGAUGGGGUCCCGAUUGGUUUCAAAGGCUGCACAUUCCACAGGGUGAUCAAAGGUUUCAUGAUACAAGGAGGGGACUUUGUAAACGGUGAUGGCACUGGUAUCUGCAGCAUCUAUAGGGGUCCCUUUGCAGAUGAAAACUUCAAAAUGAAGCACUUCACGCCUGGUCUUCUGUCGAUGGCAAACAGUGGUCCAGGAACAAAUGGCUGUCAGUUUUUCAUUACCUGCACUAAAUGUGACUGGUUAGAUGGGAAGCAUGUUGUUUUCGGAAAAGUGGUGGAUGGUUUGCUGAUGGUGAGAAAAAUUGAGCAUGUCGCCACGGGGCCCAACAACAAGCCCAAACUUCCCAUCGUCAUCGCGCAGUGUGGAGAGAUGUGAUCAGCUUGUUCACAACAACCAGUGUAAAAGCUACACAUCCUCUGUAAACAUGAAGCUGUGUCUAAAUGUUGUUGGAUGCACCGCAGCAAAUGUCAAUCUACAAAUGUUUUUCUAUGAAUGACAUUAUAAAGUUAAUUCGAUCAAUUUGGCAAUUUUCCUCGACCUAAUCCCCACUUGAUAGCUGCUUCUAAACCCAGAUAAGAUGAGCUGCAUAUCAGGUGGGUGUUGGUACCUGAAGGAUGUCAUGUGGGUUUUAAAUUAAUUCGCUGAAACUUCAUGUGGUUGACAAUUUGUGUGUCCUGUGACUGAAAUUUAAACACACUUUCACUUAUUUUCAAUAAAUUGUUUUACAUUUUUUAUAA
Paralichthys olivaceus (Japanese flounder) is the source of this 1054-nucleotide messenger RNA. RefSeq names its product peptidylprolyl isomerase H (cyclophilin H) (gene ppih). Gene Ontology annotation, biological process: protein peptidyl-prolyl isomerization; protein folding. Gene Ontology annotation, molecular function: peptidyl-prolyl cis-trans isomerase activity. Gene Ontology annotation, cellular component: intracellular membrane-bounded organelle. The record is from RefSeq and is a predicted model, not a curated record. Lineage: Eukaryota; Metazoa; Chordata; Actinopteri; Pleuronectiformes; Paralichthyidae.